Messenger RNA from Pelobates cultripes (western spadefoot toad), 36587 nucleotides. The record is from the annotation of a GenBank genome assembly. NCBI's taxonomy places the organism in Eukaryota, Metazoa, Chordata, Amphibia, Anura, Pelobatidae.
CCAAGGCCCCGCCCACAGAUCGCAAGGCACCUAGCUCAUACCGUGGAGCCCCGCCCCCUGGUGAAGCCACGCCCAUCACCGCAGGCCCGCCAGCCGCUCCCUGUCCUCGAGCUGUCAGAAGCCGAACCAUGGCGCAUCAGACCGGGAUCCACGGUACAACCCGCUCUCUGUAUCCUCUGUCCCUCCCCCCCGCCUGCCGGCCAUAGCUAGCUCAACAUAGGGAUAGGGAUAGAUUGCUGAACUGCUCUGCCAAUAGCUAGAUCUCCAUCUAUAGCUCUCUAUACACAACGCUAUCUAUCUAUACACAACGCUAUCUAUCUAUACACAGCGCUAUCCGUCUAUACACAGCGCUAUCCAUCUAUAGACAGUGCCUAUAGCUUUAUACACAGCGCUAUCCAUCUAUAGACAGUGCCUAUAGCUUCAUACACAGCGCUAUCCGUCUAUAGACAGUGCCUAUAGCUUCAUACACAGCGCUAUCCGUCUAUAGACAGUGCCAAUAGCUUCAUACACAGCGCUAUCCGUCUAUAGACAGUGCCUAUAGCUUCAUACACAGCGCUAUCCGUCUAUAGACAGUGCCUAUAGCUUCAUACACAGCGCUAUCCGUCUAUAGACAGUGCCUAUAGCUUCAUACACAGCGCUAUCCGUCUAUAGACAGUGCCAAUAGCUUCAUACACAGCGCUAUCCGUCUAUAGACAGUGCCUAUAGCUUCAUACACAGCGCUAUCCGUCUAUAGACAGUGCCUAUAGCUUCAUACACAGCGCUAUCCGUCUAUAGACAGUGCCUAUAGCUUCAUACACAGCGCUAUCCGUCUAUAGACAGUGCCAAUAGCUUCAUACACAGCGCUAUCCGUCUAUAGACAGUGCCUAUAGCUUCAUACACAGCGCUAUCCGUCUAUAGACAGUGCCUAUAGCUUCAUACACUGCGCUAUCCGUCUAUAGACAGUGCCUAUAGCUUCAUACACUGCGCUAUCCGUCUAUAGACAGUGCCUAUAGCUUCAUACACUGCGCUAUCCGUCUAUAGACAGUGCCUAUAGCUUUAUACACAGCGCUAUCUAUAGACAGUGCCUAUACCUUUAUACACAGCGCUAUCCAUCUAUAGACAGUGCCUAUAGCUUUAUACACAGCGCUAUCUAUAGACAGUGCCUAUACCUUUUAUACACAGCGCUAUCCAUCUAUAGACAGUGCCUAUAGCUUUAUACACAGCGCUAUCUAUCUAUAGACAGUGCCUAUAGCUUCAUACACAGCGCUAUCCAUCUAUAGACAGUGCCAAUAGCUUCAUACACAGCGCUAUCCAUCUAUAGACAGUGCCUAUAGCUUUAUACACAGCGCUAUCCAUCUAUAGACAGUGCCUAUAGCUUUAUACACAGCGCUAUCCAUCUAUAGACAGUGCCUAUAGCUUUAUACACAGCGCUAUCUAUCUAUAGACAGUGCCUAUAGCUUUAUACACAGCGCUAUCUAUCUAUAGACAGUGCCUAUAGCUUUAUACACAGCGCUAUCUAUCUAUAGACAGUGCCUAUAGCUUCAUACACAGCGCUAUCUAUCUAUAGACAGUGCCUAUAGCUUCAUACACAGCGCUAUCCAUCUAUAGACAGUGCCUAUAGCUUCAUACACAGCGCUAUCUAUCUAUAGACAGUGCCUAUAGCUUCAUACACAGCGCUAUCUAUAGACAGUGCCAAUAGCUUCAUACACAGCGCUAUCCAUCUAUAGACAGUGCCUAUAGCUUUAUACACAGCGCUAUCUAUCUAUAGACAGUGCCUAUAGCUUUAUAGAGCAGAGAAUCCCUCUAAUCUACUCCUCACUUUCACCACAAGACCACAGGAUCCUCCAUAUACUUUUUUUUUUUUUUUUCCUCUUCAUCCGGAGGAAAUGACGGAGAUAUGUCUGCCUUUUGUCAAGUUUUGUCAGAUGUAGAUAACAUACUAAUGCAUAGUCCCCUUUUCUGUCUUAGUAUAUCUGUUGACUGUGUAUACAGUCGAUGUGAUUAUUUCAUAAAUAUUUUAUCUUCAUGAGAUAAUUUUGCAAGGGGAGGGGGUUACAGAGCAGUUUUAAAUAGGUGCCAUAGCUAUUUUAGCAUAGAUUUAUGGGAGGUCCUCCUGCCUGUACUGAAAUAUGUAUUAUAUGUGUGUGUAACUAUGUCGUACAGCUUCUGUCGUACAACUAUAGGCCAGUAAGCCUUACUUCAGUAGUGGGGAAAGUGAUGGAAACCAUGUUAAAGGAUAGGAUUGAUGAACAUCUAAAAACACAUGGGUUUCAAGAUCAGAGACAACAUGGGUUUACUUCAGGGAGAUCAUGCCAAACUAAUCUUAUUGAUUUUUUUGAUUGGGUAACUAAAAUUAUAGAUCAGGGUGGUGCAGUAGACAUUGCUUACCUAGAUUUCAGUAAGGCUUUUGACACUGUUGCACAUAGAAGGCUUAUCAAUAAACUGCAAUCUUUAAGUUUGGAUUCCAAUAUUGUUGAAUGGGUAAGGCAGUGGCUGAGUGACAGGCAACAGAGGGUUGUAGUUAAUGGAAUAUAUUCGAAGCUUGGACUUGUCACCAGUGGGGUACCUCAGGGAUCUGUACUUGGACCCAUUCUCUUUAAUAUUUUUAUUAGUGAUAUUGCAGAAGGUCUUGAUGGUAAGGUAUGUCUUUUUGCUGAUGAUACUAAGAUAUGUAACAGGGUUGAUGUUCCAGGAGGGAUAAGCCAAAUGACAAAUGAUUUAGGUAAACUAGAAAAAUGGUCAGAAUUGUGGCAACUGACAUUUAAUGUGGAUAAGUGCAAGAUAAUGCAUCUUGGACGUAAAAACCCAAGGGCAGAGUACAGAAUAUUUGAUAGAGUCCUAACCUCAACAUAUGAGGAAAGGGAUUUAGGGGUGAUUAUUUCUGAUGACUUAAAGGUAGGCAGACAAUGUAAUAGAGCAGCAGGAAAUGCUAGCAGAAUGCUUGGUUGUAUAGGGAGAGGUAUUAGCAGUAGAAAGAGGGAAGUGCUCAUGCCAUUGUACAGAACACUGGUGAGACCUCACUUGGAGUAUUGUACACAGUACUGGAGACCUUAUCUUCAGAAGGAUAUUGAUACCUUAGAGAGGGUUCAGAGAAGGGCUACUAAACUGGUUCAUGGAUUGCGGGAUAAAACUUACCAGGAAAGGUUAAAGGAUCUUAACAUGUAUAGCUUGGAGGAAAGACGAGACAGGGGGGAUAUGAUAGAAACAUUUAAAUAUAUAAAGGGAAUCAACACAGUAAAGGAGGAGACUAUAUUUAAAAGAAGAAAAACUACCACAACAAGAGGACAUAGUCUUAAAUUAGAGGGACAAAGGUUUAAAAAUAAUAUCAGGAAGUAUUACUUUACUGAGAGGGUAGUGGAUGCAUGGAAUAGCCUUCCAGCUGAAGUGGUAGAGGUUAACACAGUAAAGGAGUUUAAGCAUGCAUGGGAUAGGCAUAAGGCUAUCCUAACUAUAAGAUAAGGCUAGGGACUAAUGAAAGUUUUUAGAAAAUUGGGCAGACUAGAUGGGCCGAAUGGUUCUUAUCUGCCGUCACAUUCUAUGUUUCUAUGUUUCUAUAUGUUUAAGUUAUAACAUGGUCUGACAGGAUGCACAGUCUGAUCAGUGUGCAGUGAGAUUUUCUCUCUAAAGCAGCAAACUAUUAUAAAUCGACCAGGGUAAAUAUCACAUUUAGACCAAAAUAACCUAGGUGGAAAGAAAAUAAUUAAGUCAGAUUUUACAUCCAUUUUGUGCCAAAAUUUAAAAUUCUUUGAUUCCAUAUUUAGUAAAUACAUGUAGGUAUCCAUUAAGUUUUUUUGCAUUUUGUUUUGCAUUUGGUAGUUUUAUGAUGUGUGUAUGUAGAGAUGAUAAACAAAGAUGGAUUAUAGAGGAGCGGAUACUCCUGUGAUAGUGUGAGGUCAAACUGAGAGUAACCAAUAGAGAAUGAUUAUUGAGAUUUGGUUCUGCAUUGUACAAUGUAACAAUGUACACAAUGUGUAGGCCAAACUGGGGCAAUUCUUUGAAGCGGUGAUAUGGUUGGAUCGGCUGAAUCUUUUUCGUUUUUUGUGUUUACAAUUGGUGAUGUCUAGUUUAAUAGUUUCAAUAGUAUUGUUUAUUUUUUUCUCGGAAAACAUUGCCAACAAUUCUUUUGCAUGGUUUAUUUACUUAAAGGGGUAUGCCAGGCAAUAAUUGUCACUUGACUGCUUUGAAGUGGUCAUGGUGCUUGGAGUGUGUAUCUGCAGUAUUUCACUAUGUAACACCACAUUGUUUAACCCCCCUUCUACUGGAGGUUUAAGUCCACCUCCGGCCGUGUUAUAAUUCUGGUUGGCUAAUGUGAAUUCUGUGCAUGUUUGGUGUCUACUAUAAACACAAACAGCCUGCUUGUGCCAGACAACCCCUUUUGUGCUGCUCAUAUCCUCCAUUUAUUCCAUCAUCUUAUAGAUUGGUGCGAUGUAUAAGGGAUGCUGAUGUCAGGCUGACUUGUAAAACUGAGUACAACCUACGUUUGAUACAGCAUCUUACAUAUUUAUCAGUGAAAAACCGUUCUUAUUGGCAAUGUUUUAGUCGAUUGCUGCUAUUCACAAAAAUACACUUUUCUAAAACUGCUCAUUUACUAAUUUUAAUUAAAGGGACACUAUAGUCAGCAGAACAACUACAGCUUAUUGAAUUUUAGUGAGUAGAAUCAUUACCUUCAGGGCUUUUGCUGUAAACACGGUCUUUUCUGAGAAAAUGCAGUGUUUACAUUACAGCCUAGUGAUCACUUCACUGGCCACUCAUCAGAUGGCUGUUAGAGAUCCUUCCUGGGUCAUGGCUGCCUAAAAUGCAUCCAAACAUUCAGUAUCUCCUCCCUCUGCAUGCAGACACUGAACUUUCCUCACAGAGAUUCAUUGAUUCAAUUCAUUUCUAUGAGGAGAUGCUGAUUGGCCAGGGUUGUGUUUGAAUUGUGCUGGCUCUGCCCCUGAUCUUCAUCUUUGUCAGUCUCAGCCAAUCCUAUGGGGAAGCACUGUGAUUGGAUCAGGCCACCACUUCUGAUGAUGUCAGCAUGCAGAUCUACAGCUUUUAGCUUGAAUACAGUAUGAUUCUGCUAUAUUUAUGGAGGCAUGAGGGGCCCAGGGGGGCUAGAUGGUGGUUUUAACACUAUAAGGUCAUGAAUACAUGUUUGUGUUCCUGAUCCUUUAAAUAACAUAAUUUUCAUAUAACUAAACUUUACAAUGUGGUUCCAUUUGUCACUGGUCUGAGCCUUUUUUCCUCCUCUUUUGUAACUUCCUCUCCACUGUUAUAAGCACGCCUAAAUCUGCAUUUAAUAGCUUCUGCAUGCUGAGUCUUGAAACUUUCAUGUGUCUUCAAAUUUGCCAUUAAACAGGAAAAACUGAGGUUCCACAGCCACACAUAUGGUGCAUUUUUGGUAAUAUAAAUAGAAAUGCAUGUUUAACCCUGCUGUCUAAUCCACAACUGUACGUGGUACGUCUUUCUGGGAAUAUAUAUAUAUAUAUAUAUAUAUAUAUAUAUAUAUAUAUAUAUAUAUUAAUGUUUAUCCCUGCAGGAUAUAUUUAUAUAAUGGUUAUUAAAAUGCAAUAUGUAUCAUUUUUAACACUUGAUACAAUGUCCAAUCCUAGCUGCCGUCACGAUUGAUGGCUGUGGGAUUCAGACAUCGAUCUAGGCCUCAGGGAUGUACAUUUGUACAUGUACGAGAGUACAGCACUGAGCAAUUUUUGCUAAAAGAGGUCGUGCUAGGCACACGUAUUCCAAAUGUUCUGUUUUUUCUCUAUGCAUUUUAAUGUAUCUUUUAAAUGUCACUAUUUAAUUUGUUUUAUAUUGACAAAUAACAGUGGUUAAAGGACACUAUAAGCACCCAGACCACUUCAGCACAUUGAAGUGGUAUAAGUGCAGUAUCCUUGUCUCCUGAACCCUACAAUGGUAAUUAUUGCAGUUUCCUGAGAAACUCCAAUAAUUACUUUGCAGGCUUAAGACUGCGUCUAGUGGUUGUCAAUGAGACAUCCACUAGAGGCACUUCCAGGUGGUUAGGCGACUUUUGGUCACCUAACUGACGCUGGAUAUCGUCAUGCUCUGCAAGAGGACAUCCAGCGUUGGUCAAUUCCCCAUAGGAAAGCAUUGCAGCAGGGAGCUAUAGUGCUAUAGUAUCCUUUUAAUAUUGAGAGCACAAAUUAGGAUGCUUGGGCACCAUGGGAAGUGUAGUCUGCAAAACACUGCAGUGCCUAUCUUAGCUUUUACUGACAUAUGGCAUAUAACACAAACAAAACAAAUGAUUCUGCAUGCAAAAUGAACAUAUUUAUUUCCAAUCUGCUUCAACAGGUUUAUCUGAGCAGCCAGCGAUUCCCAUGAAGACUUUGAAAACAACAAAACACCAGUAUCUCAAUUUGAGAUUCCGACAAACAAUACAGAGAGGUUCCCUUUCCUUAUAUAAACCUAGAUGGAUGGGCCUCUCUGUUUAUCGUGGUUGUUAUAUCCACCUGAUAUAACUUUGUGAUAAGACUGACAAUGACUGCUUUAACAGCAGGUGAUAAUGGUAUUUGUGUCCUGAGUGAGAGAAAUGAUUCUAUAUAUUGUGAAAUUGUCACCCAAACUUUCUCUGUAAAGUCUGUAAGGUAUCGCUGAGAUGCUUUAUAGAUGUUUGUAGAAUUUAAGAGCCAUUGCUUUUUUGGUCCUCCAAAGUGGUGCAUCCAUAAACCUCAAACUCAACAAUGUUAAGGUGUAGAAGUGAAAUUUUUAGGAGACAUGUUCCCUUUGCUGGUGAAUUUUGUGAAUCCCCUGUUAAAAUGACUUUCAAUAGGAUUUUCAUGUAAUAAAAAAUGAAUACCUGGGCUAUGUUUUCUAAACAGCGACUUGUGAAUAACAGACAAAAGUAUUUGCAAAAUAAAUGCCACAAAAUUAAAUAAAAUUCUCCAGCUCAGCUCGAAAUGUAUCAUUCCUUGUAUCAUUUCUCCAUAAUUUCUAGUGUCUUGUAGUGUUUAAGUGGAUUGGUCACUUUUGGGGGUCCUUGCAUACUUUAAAAAAGACCCCUAAAAUUGACAUAUUUUAUGAUGUUUUGGUAGGUGUAGAGGGGAAGUUACCUGAAGCUGUACCUCAUAGCCUCCGUAGUCCUUGCUCUGCAAAUUGUCUUCAGCUCCUGGUUUCGCCUGCCAGGAGCCAUGUCAGUGCUAUGCUCUCGUGCAUGUGUAAGUGUACACCUCUGAGGUCUAUGGAGGCCCACUGAAGACUCUAUAGAUGUCUGAAUCCCACAGCCAUCAAUUGUGAUGGCUGUGGGAUUCACGUUUUGUCCCUUAUAUGUCUCAUGGUAUUUUAGGAUUGCCUUUGAAUUUCAGUGUAAUCCCAAACCAGUUAGGAUCAGUAUUUCAUAGAGUUUGUAUUUUUUGAAAUACUGAAAAGUGAAAGGGCCACUCGAGCACCAAAACACCUUUAGCUUAAUGAAGUGAUUUUGGUGGGUGGAUCAUCCCCCUAAAGUUUCAUUGCUCAAUUUUCUGCCAUUUAGAAAAUAAAAGGACAUUCCAGACCCUCUAAAGCUCUUUAGCUUGCUGAAAAUCUUUGUGUGAAGAGUGUAUCCUCUUUUGUCAUUUUACUAAAAGUGCAAAUUUGAUAAAUUAACCUUGUUGCACCCCCUCCGGUCUGUCAAUCAGACAACUGGUCUUGUAACAUUCUGUUUUUUUAGCUCAGUGGGGAUAAACGCAUGAGGCAGACACUGCUGUAGAGAGCACCUGCCUAGCAAUGACCGCUCAUUGAGUUACAUUGGGAAGUAUGUGAUUGGACAGCUACAGAAAGUCUGGCCUGUUUAAGAAAGGUAGGGCAUGCAAAGCCUUCUGACAAAAUCUUUUUACAUAUAACCCAAGGGGAAAAAAAUCAUAACUAAAUGCUUGCAUGUUGUCAUUGGUAGCAUAUCUACUAAACUGUGAUAAAAAAUAUAUAUAUUUAUUGAUUGUUUUUUAUUUAUUUUUUUUUUCAUUUGGGCAGUAGUGUAUUUUUAAAUCAUUUUGUUUAUGCAGUCCUAGUAACACCUCCCCUGGAACUGCAAUGUUUAACAUUGCAGCACUAGGUGCAAAAGCGACACUGCACCCAGACCACUUCAAUGAGCUGAAGUGAUCUGGGUGCCUACAGUGUCCCUUUAAUUCAAUGCAUCUCUAUGAUGAGAUGCUGAUUUUCUUAAAUUGGAUAACAUACAAGCUUUAACUUUAAACUGGAUAACAUACAAGCCAGUAGGUUUACUCUAACCUGCUGGAAUAAUGCUGUAAACGUUUCUGCAGCUCCCUGCAAUUCAACAGGGUUACAAAGAAAUUGAUACAAUAAUGCUGUAGACUACUCGUAAUAACAAAAGUAUAUACUGUACUAAUACAGAAAAAGCUGAUGUCAAGGUGUGUUUACCUUUUUACCAUAAUGGUCAUAAUACCUAACAAUGUUUGUACAGUGAGGUGAACUUGUUCAAAUGUUUCUCCAGCUUCGUGUAAGAACCAUGCUUUUAGUCUUUACUUCCGGAGACAGACAACAGGAAGUGAACAGUACAAAUAAAAAAUAGCCCACCCCAUGUAUGAAAAGACUUAUGAUUAUCUGAUUUUCUUACGUGUAAAGUAUACCUUUAUUUUAGCUGCAUUUUUAUUUAAGAUUUGAUUUUCAUACCAAUGCAAUGAUAUUCCUAAAAAUCAUCAAACGUUCUUUGUAUUUACAACAGUGUGGUAAAUUGAACCUGCAAAGCUGAAUUUGUCAGCUUGUUUGCAGCUUUUUCAAUGCAGCAGCCCAGCCUUAUUAGCAGUGUGUCACGAACAUACCCAACCCCCCCCCUCCAGUUUGCUCUGAUAGCAUCACUCCCACUAGCCAGAUCUGAGUGGGCUCAGAUUUGAUGUUUAGAAAGCUAUUUUCAGUUCUCGGGAAUCUGAAAAGUGACAGAGCUGCUUUGUAAACCUGCUGUGUCUAAACCAGUGACGAUUAACCUUGGCACAGAACUGUUUCCCAUGGUCCUCAGUCAGUAAAAACAUUUCUGGGAUACAAACGUUAGCCAUCACUGGUCUAAAUUCCCAGUAUCCCAUGCGAGUGCUUGUAAAAUCUCGUUUGACCAUCCAACAAGUGAUAUUUUUUUUGUGUCCCAACAUUUUCCAUAUUCUUCAUGUGGACAUAAAUCGGUUUACCUCCCAUAUAUAAGUAUAAGAAAUCAUUUAAAUUUUCAUGCUGAUAGGCAAUACAUGAAGUGUUACUCUAUUCUUAUUAUUAUUAUUUUCGCCAUUUAUAUAGUGCCAACAAAUUCCGUAGCGCUUUACAAUAUUAUGAGUGGGGGAUUUAACUAUAAAUAGGACAAUUGCAAGAAAACUUACAGGAACGAUAGGUUGAAGAGGGCUCUGCUCAAACGAGCUUACAGUCUAUACGAGGUGGGGUGUAAAACACAUUAGGAAAGGAAAUAGCAAUCAAAUAAGGUGGGAGUGAAGCAGAGCUGGAGGAGAGAGUAAAGUGCUGCCCUUUAAGAGAGGGCAAGAGACCGGUAUGUGAGAUCUGUUGUAUGUAUAAUACACAUGUUGGCGAAGGAAAAUCGAAAAAGUAGGCUAGGCCAUUCAUUAUUUUGAUCUCUAUUGUGAAUGUUUUAAUUGGUUUACCUCUUGUGCCUUAUGUACAACACGGCAGCACUUUUCAUUUGCCCCCAUCACAAUAAAAACAUUAUGUGAUCAGGAGAAAAUUAUGGAUCUGUCAAACUUUGGCUUAUGGUGAAUGGUUAGAUUUGUUUAUCGAGUGUGAAAAGUCCUAUAUGUUUUAUUAUAUAAUGUGGACUUUUGUGACUUUUUAGUUAAAGGAAUACUCCAGACACAAGCUGUAUUGGUUAUGGUAGACCAACACUACCAUAAACCGGUGCUUCCAAUUGUAAAUUGUCAAGUAACAGCUUUACUUCUUACCUGGGGUCUGCCAGACGCAGCUCCAGCCUCAUCUCCAUUACAAGUAAAGCUGAUUAUGAGCUUCCAUUAGCUUUCUUGAGCAAAGCUCAGCAGUUCAGGGCCAACUCAUUGGCUAAGUGUCAACUGAUUGCUUUCAGUCAAUGAGCUAAGCUCAGUACCACUGGGCUUAGCUUAGGCAGAGACCUUCCAUCUCUCCUGUAGGGUGCCCAGCAGACUUCAAGUAAGAAGUCAAACCUAAAAUGGGAAAACAUACGGACAUUUGAGACACAACAAUCACUACAGUGAAUUUUAGUGGCUAUGGUGCUUGAGGUGUUUAUUAAUUUGGGCUCCUCCUUUCAUUAAUAACUAGCCUUUAUAUCUCUGGUAAAUGUGUGAUCCUGCGGUAUUGAAAUAUUUUAUCCACUUCUUUGGAAUAAGCAAUUUAUGAAUGGCUUUUGACUUGACUUGGACACAAUGUCCACAGAAACCUGACUUUAAAGGACCACUAUAGUGCCAGGAAAACAUACUCGUUUUCCUGGCACUAUAGUGCCCUGAGGGUGCCCCCACCCUCAGGGACCCCCUCCCGCCCGGCUCUGGAAGGGGGAAAGGGUUAAAACACCUUUUUUCGGCGCUGGAAGCACGGGAGGCUUCUCCUCCCUUCUCUCACUCUCAGUUUCCUCCUCCCCUGGGCUGAAUGCGCCCCGCGCGGCAAACUGCUGUAACGCGUCAGCCAGCUCUUUUCUAGAAGCAUUUUACAAUGCUUUCCUAUGGACGCUUUAACGUCUCACUGAAAAUCACAAUUGAGGCUGCAUCUCAGCGCUAAUGAGACAGCCACUAGAGGAUUAGGGGGAAGGCUUAACCUAUUCAUAAACAUAGCAGUUUCUCUGAAACUGCUAUGUUUAUAAAAAAAAUGGGUUAACCCUAGAAGGACCUGGCACCCAGACCACUUCAUUAAGCUGAAGUGGUCUGGGUGUCUAGAGUGGUCCUUUAAGCAUUGUGCAGAGUUGAAAAAAGUGGUUAGUAUUUUGUUACAAUGUUUGAUCUUUUUAGAAUAUUCCCACCGCUUCAUCUGAUCUACUAAGGCUUUUUGUUUGUCUUUUAAAAGCAGUCAGUAGUAGUGGGCAGCUGUGUGUUGUACCAACAGGUAAUGUAUUAAGGACUAUUCAUGAACACUGAAUUGACCACGUUGAAAAAUUUAGUUCAAGGUAACAGAGUUGGGAAACAACCAAAAACUUGUUUUUUGCCCUAAAUGCUUACAUUUUGCAAUUCUGUGUUUCACGUUCAGUGUAGAAGUUAUUUGUUGGUAACCAUAUAAAUUUUUUAAAUGUAGCUUCUACAGUGUAAGGAAUACAAAGCUGUAAUACAGUAUAGAUCCCUGAGGUUGCCUGAACCUACAUUUAGUUCUGUCGAACAGACCCGUACCCCCUGUUCGGGAAACAAACACAACUUGUGUGGUCCCCCGCUUUAUUGACUUAGAACACUGACCACCCCUGGCUGUUAACUGCAAUUAAAGGAUUAACUAGAGUGCUUUCCCUGGGUGGCUACCAUUUUGUCUCCCGAACACAGGCAGCAUGCAUGGAACUCAUUUCGGUUACACGUUCUUGCGAACCCCCGAUUUAAGAUGGUAUUGCUGCCUGUAUACUUUAGACGAACCACGUUCGGGAGAUAGGAUCUACCGACUGGGGGGAGUGUUCGCUACCUAAGAGCCAGGGGCAUCGUUCGUUGGUGUUCGUACAGGAACUCCCGCACGAAGACUGGCCACUGCCCUGGAUUCUCUGGAACUCUUUUGGGGGAUCACCUCGUGGCUGGCUGUUAAAAACUUCUCUCGAAUAGUAAUCCCGUUCCACCAAACCAAUCUAAGUGCUUGUCGGAUAUGUUGUGCGCUCAUUGGGGGUAUAAGAAUUGUGGGGUUCCUGUAAUGUUUUAUGCGGCAAAGUAUCCAAUGAUCUACUCGCUGCAAAAUCACGUGGUCAAUUCUCUAUCCUAAUUCUCCUUGACCUGUCUGCGGCUUUUGACACUGUUGAUCAUCAACAGCUUCUUUUUAUCCUCCGCAAUAUCGGUCUACAAGAUAUUGCUCUCUCCUGGUGCUCCUCCUACCUCUCCUAGCGCUCUUUCAGUGUUUCUUUCUCUGGCUCUGCUUCUUCUCCCCAACUCCUCUCUUUUGGUGUCUCCCAAGGUUCAGUCCUUGGUCCCCUACUGUUCUCCAUCUAUAUUGCCUCCCUUGGUAAACUCAUUAGCUCCUUUGGCUUCCAGUAUCAUUUCUAUGCAGAUGACACGCAAAUCUACCUGUCCUCUCCUGAUCUCUCCCCGUCCCUCUUGACUAGUGUCUCUGACUGCCUCUCUGCUGUUUCUAACUGGAUGGCUGCCCACUUCCUUAAACUAAACUUGACCAAAACUGAAAUUCUGGUCUUUCCUCCCUCAAGUGUUGUUACUCCUGUGUCUGUCUCCCUACAAGUCAACGGUGCUACCAUCAGCUGCACCACUCAGACUCGCUGCCUAGGUGUUCUCUUUGACUCCGACCUCUCCUUCAAGCCUCAUGUUCAAUAUAUCGCCAAAUCCUGUCAUUUCCAUUUUAAAAACAUUGCACGCAUCCGCCCCUACUUAACGCCAGAUGUGACUAAGGUGUUGGUCCAUUCCACUGUCCUUUCUCGCCUUGACUACUGUAAUCCGCUUCUCAGUGGUCUUACGUGCUCCCAACUUGCGCCGUUACAGUCCAUAAUGAAUGCGGCAGCGAGGCUCAUCUUCCUGUCCACCCGCACCUCCCAUCCCUUACCCUUCUGUCAGUUCCUACAUUGGCUUACUAUAAAAUAUAGAGCUCAAUUUAAAAUUCUGGUUCUUGCUUUCAAAUCUCUACAUAAUGCUGCUCCCACCUAUCUAUCCUCCCUUAUACACAAGUAUGUCAGGUCUAGGCCCUUACGAUCUGCUGAAGACUUACCUCUAUCUUCUGACCGUACUCCCACCUCUGAUGCUCGCCUUCAAGAUUUCUUGAGGGCUGCACUGUUCCUGUGGAACUCGCUUCCCUCCUCCGUUAGAUGCUCACCCAGUCUCCACUCCUUCAUAAAAUCGUUAAAAACCCACUUCUUCAUAAAAGCAUAUCAAUAGUCAAUUAAAGUGACUAUAGUCACCUGAACAACUUUAGCUUAAUGAAGCCCCUGCAGCCUCACUGCUCAAUCCUCUGCCAUUUAGGAGUUAAAUCCCUUUGUUUAUGAACCCUAGUCACACCUCCCUGCAUGUGACUUGCACAGCCUUCCAUAAACACUUCCUGUAAAAGCUUUCUUUAUUGCAAGUUCUGUUUAAUUAAGAUUUUCUUAUCCCCUGCUAUGUUAAUAGCUUGCUAGACCCUAGAGCCUCCUGUAUGUGAUAAAAGUUCAAUUUAGAGAUUGAGAUACAAUUAUUUAAGGUAAAUUACAUCUGUUUGAAAGUGAAACCAGUUUUUUUUUUCAUGCAGGCUCUGUCAAUCAUAGCCAGGGGAGGUAUGGCUAGGGCUGCAUAAACAAAAACAAAGUGAUUUAACUCCUAAAUGACAGUGAAUUGAGCAGUGAAAUUGCAGGGGAAUGAUCUAUACACUAAAACUGCUUUAUUUAGCUCAAGUAAUUUAGGUGACUAUAGUGUUCCUUUAAACUGUUAAUAGCUCCUGACUGAUUCCUCUUAUGCAACUGUCACUAGUCUAAUACUAUCCUUACCUUUUUGUGUCAUUUUACCCCACUCCCUCUAGCAUGUAAGCUCAUUGAGCAAGGCCCUCAACCCCUCUGUUCCUGUGCGUCCAACUUUUCUGGUUACAACUACAUGUCUGUUCAUCCACCCAUUGUAAAGCGCUGCGGAAUUUGGCACUAUAUAAAUAACAUAAUAAUAAUAAUAAUAAUAAUUAUUAUUAUUUUUGGGGUGUUUUGUGAUAUUUUCUGUAUUCCUUGUAACUGAGCGAUAAUUGAGUUAUCAUAUUUCCUAGCACAAUUAUCUCUCAGACCCAGAGACUCUUGGGGAAAACCCCUGUAAACUGCUGAAGAGAUCCCAUACUAUGUGGUUGUGCAUAAAAAGCUGUGUGUGGGCUAAUAAAAAUCAAUUGACUCCAAGAAAUGUGUGCCGUCCAGUUACUAGGGGAAUGGGUUAUAACCACUGAACAGCGUUUUUCAGCUCCCAAGGAUUCCAGCGGAGAUCUUAGGAUUGCAGCUCUGCUACUGAUCCCUCUUCCCAUCCCCCUCCUGCACAGAAGGGGUUAAAAAAACCUUUUAACACAAUUCUGACUCUGGGACUGUGCCCUGCCUCCUCCGUCAGGGGGUGGGGGCAGCGAAUGCCGCAAGUCCAUUAAGCCCACCCCUUAGGAAAGGAUUGCUUUAAUUCUUUUCUACAGGGAUUUAUGGAAGCUGGAUGUCCUCAUGCAGAGCGUGAUGAUGUCCACAGUCAGGGGGUCAAAAAUCGUCUUGCCACCAGGAAGUGCCUCUAGUUACUGUCUGACAGCCACUAAAGGCAGUCUUAGUCCUGCAAUGUAAUCAUUGCAGUUUCUAAAAAACUGCAGUGAGUUACUUUGCACCCAGACCACUUCAAUAAGCUGAAGUGCUCUGGGUGACUAUAGUGUCCAUAAUAUAUAGUAAACUGCAUUCUACAAUUUUCUAGACACUGCAUUGUAUAAGAGGAGUCUCUAACUGGGAAAAGCAGCGACAGUGUGAGAAACUUUUUGUUUGGGGACCUGAUGAGCAUGAAGUUUCUUCCCAACCACACGGACCCAGCUCUGCAUCUUAAACCAUAGGUUAAGAACAAUUGAUUUAGUGAAUACAUGUAUGGGUUUCUGAUUUUACCAAAAUUUAGCAAUAUUGCACCAUCCUUGUUAUGGAGUGUCCCACUUCUGUUCUGCAAGUUGCUGGCCUGAACCAGCUGUGGAAGUCACAGAAGGAACUUGAAGCUCUGUAACUGACCACAUGACAAUGUUACUUUUUGCAAGUCACUGUGUCACUAGUCUGGAAACUAAAUUAGCCUGUAAGUCAUCACAAAGGGAAGUGAUCAGGAAAGGAGCUAUGUUUAACAUAAAUAUUACUUCUGAUUCCUUAAAACAUCUUGGGGAUUGUAGUUGUAAAACAGCUGUCUCUCUCUAUGGGGCAUAUUCCUUCUUGAGUGAUUUUAAAGAAACACUCCGGGUACCACAACCUCUGCAACACCCUGCAGUGGUCAUAGUGCCAGGAGUGUCCUGGUGGAUCGACAUUAUAAGUAGUCAAAUCUGUUGCUAAUGACUUGACUUCUUAGCUGGCGGCCUCUGACUGCCUGAGCUAAACCCAGCAAUGCAGGUGCUAGCUUGUUGUCUGAAAGUGAUCAGCUAAUGCUCUCAGCCAAUGAGCUAGCCCUGCUGUGCAGAGCGGAAUCUUCUAGCUCUCAUUACAAGAAGUGGAGCGUCAGGGACUGGAGGUUAGUAAAAUACUUACCUAGGGGCUUCCAGGGCACUUCCGACACCAUAACCAUUACAACAUGCUGUGGUUAUGGCGCUUAGAGUUCCUUUCAUAAAUGCCAGCCAUAUAGCUUAAAGGGACACUAUUGGGUCUAUAACCAUUUUAUCUGAUUGAAUUGGUUAUAGUGUCUGCAGUCAUCUUUCACUCUCCCUCUAUUGCUAAACCAUUUUUAAGGAAUAAAAAAAUAAUAUACACAGGCCUCCACUGGAGGUAAUACUAAGGCACAGACUACACACUUCCUAGUCAUACUGAUGCCGACCAAUUGCUGCUCAGGUUAAAACUUGCUUAUUAGCCCAAGCAGCACAGAGGAAAUGGGCUGCUAGGCACUUUUGUUUAUCAUUUAUAAUGGCUGAAACGAAUACCAUAGCGUUAACAAUACAAACCUGUAGUCAUAGGGCUAUAGUGCCCCGUCCCUAGUUAUAUGCAGAUCAUCUCUCACCCCCCCAUGUGCAAUAAACAUUAAUAAAAUAAGUUUUACUUAACUUUUCCCAGGCAUGGCUUCUUCCAGGGAUGGUCCAAUCCAAUGCUCUUUAUAUAGGAGAAUUGAGGACCUGACUCGUUUUGACCUUGGGCACAUCUAAGCUUCUCCAUAAGAAAGCACUGUAUUCAGUGCUUUCCUAUGAGCUUCCGUAUCACAUGACUGAGUUUUACACGGCCAGAGCAGCAGAAGAGCCUCUAGUGGCUGUCAGGAAGAUGGUUAAAUCCACUAGAGCUGGAUUUAACCAUUCAGUGUAAACAUUGCAGUUCCUGCAAAGAAAAAAAAAACAGUGCAGUGUUUAAAGGACAGGACCACUACACCCAUACCACUUCAUUGAAAUGAAGCGGUGUGUCUGACGUUUAUAUUUCUGCCUAGUAAUACCUCUUGUGGCAGUCACUCAGAAGGCCACUAGAGAUACUUCUUAUACUUCUUAGUCUAGUGCAUUACAACCUAUGGGUACCUCCAGUGGCCACUCCUCAGAGGACCACUGGAGGUUCAUUAUGGGUCAGUGCGGCACUGACAUCUCUGCAUGGAGGCGCUGAAUGUUCCCCAUAGAGAUGCAGUAAUUCGGUUCAUCUCUAUGAGAAGAUGCUAAUUGGCACAGCGUAGUAUUUUGCCAAUCAAGCAGAUGAGGAAAGCCUUCCAGUAAAAGGGAUUUAUUACAUUUAAAACAAUCAAUAAAUAAAAACAAAUACUGAAGAAUAUCAGGGCAAAGCUUUCCUACUUUUUAAUUGCAAAUAUUUUACAAUCUCAUACAGUAGGUCUAUUCUUCUCCUAUAGCUUUUCCUGACUUUGGCUAGUCCUACUUUUAAUUCAGUAAUUUUAUUAAUCCAUGGACACCUGUGCAAAAUAUCAUGAUUUCAAUCUGAGGAGCGCAAGCAUGGCUAGUGUGAUUUUAUGGGGAUUUUGCGGUGGUCCUCAGAAACAGUACUCAGAGUAUGAACAUGGUACAGCAGGAGAGAAUCUGAAAUAAAUUAUUAUGACUAAUGGUAUAUGUAAAUGCGACUUAUAAAAAAACAUAACAAGUCUGUAAUCUUUCCAAUACACGCAUUUACUCAGCAUGAAAAACCCUGUAUGAUCCUAUUGGUCCUACUAAUUAGUCACAAAUUGACACCACAAAUCAAAUUUGGACAUAUUUCUCUCAACAGUUUACUUCUCUGUAACUCCAUUUCCGAUGUCUAGUAAGGUUUGAUAUUUAAAACCAUAUUUAGCUAUAGUUGUGCUCAUUUUUCCUCUUCUUUGAUCUCCUUAUCUGUCAUUGUCUCUCUGUAGAGAAGACAGAUUUAAAGCCACCAGCCUUUCUGGUGUUAUUUUGCAAUGUGUCAUGAACUACCAGCUGUGACUGUCAGGGUCACCUCUUAUGAGCCACAGGCUAUUUCUAUUACCGUAUAUAUUGUGUAUCCUAGAGACUUAAUGUGUUUUUGUGUCUCUGUCACAAGGUAUUUGUAAAAACAUUCACCAGGGAGGGGAUGUACCUAGAAAGAGAGGGCCUUGGGUGCUAUGAUUGGACUUAAAUCACCCGGCUUUAUUCUAACACUCCAUGCUGUACCAUAGAGUUGCACUGAUGUAAGACCAGUGCCCUGUUUGUCAUGGUAUUAAAUUUACAUACUGCUACAUGACUUCUUUGCUCCCCCCUCCCCUCCCCUCCCCUCCUUGCCAAAGCCUCAGCUAUAUUUGGGAGUUUUAGCUGACGGGAUGGUGAUCAAGUUUAGCAUAUGCCCUCAUACAUAAUUCUCAUUUUGUAGCUGAUCUGCGGCAAGAGUUCUGCCUCUGCUCUUCAGAGUCUCAGUGAAGUGUUUGGUGUUUUUCGAAUUGUAUUUUCCUUUGAUAGCCGACUCACCGGUAUGUUCUUGGUUCUUAUAGCUACACCGGAACUGAAAGAUUUCUUUGCAAAGGCACGCAAUGGAUCUAUACGGCUCAUUAAAGUGGUCAUUGAAGAAGGUGAGUUGUGACUGAUGAGAUUGUGGUUUUGUGUACAAAGGUCUAAAAACAGAAUUAGAACAUGGAAUUAUAGUUAUUAACCAUUGAAGAAGUGAUAUCUGCACUAUGUAUAAACGUGGUAGCUGCAGGAAUAUACGUUUCGUGAGGAUUAUUCGCUGAACCGGAAAUUAAGGAGAAUUGCAAGCGAAAUGAAAUUUUAAGGCCAAAGUUUUUUCCAAUUUGACUUUUUUAGCAUAAAAUUUUAAAUUUCCUUCUCAAUUAUCCAUAAUUCCUGGUGUGAAUAAAUCCUUGUGUGAACAGAAGUUCAAAUAUAGAGUUUAAAUGUACAAAAUGCAGUUUCAUAUAUGUAAUACAUUUAAGUAAAAAAAGUUUAUUCAUAUUUUUGUGAGAUUCUAUUCAUGAAAAACCAACAGAUGCCUUGGUACACUGAGGAAUACAAGUUUGUCUCUUUUAGUCUUUUUCCCUUUGGGAAGGAGGCUAGUGAAUUUAUCAGAAUUGUUACCUACUGGAACGGUUUUAAGAUCCUCAUUGCUAAUAUACUAAUGCAUUUAAUCAUUGCCUUGUUUUACAUUGUUUCAUUUAAAACAGACAGCCUUGCCAGAUUUAUUUUUAAAGUGUGCCACCAGAUCUCCAAAUGUAAUAUAUAAGGGUUGGGAAAAGAAUGAUGUAAUAAGUAAACUAUUCUUUGGGAUAUUUUCCCUAUAUUGGGGAUUGUCAGCAUAAUUCAGCUUGUAUACCAAAUAUUGCCAAGUUAGAAAAAAAUAAUAAUAAUCAGAAUUCACGUUUUAUAAGACUAUUUUGUCUAAAAUCUGCUGUUCCUUCGUGAAUUCUCUACCUAGUUUGUUAAAUACACCCUACAUGAGUAAAUGUAUUCAUAUACUGACUAGAAGAUAUUUGUUAAAUCCUGUUUUCAGUAACCACCCUGUUUGGGGAUGCGUUUUUUUAUUUUUAUUUUUCUAUGCCAACAUAUUUAGUAUUAUUCCUGCUUUAUCUCAUUAUUGUUCUUCCUGUUCAACUUGUAAACAUUUCCAUUGUUUUGAUUAAAGCAUUAGGCCUGCUGAUUUAACAGAUUCUCCUAAGCUCCCCCUAUUGCUGCUUUUAUGACAAUGAGAUUGUCACUUUUUUGUUUAAAAAAAUAAAUAAAAUAAAAAAAACCAAAUCUUUAAUUUCAAAGAAACAAAAACCCUCUGUACCUUGAAGAAAGUAUGUUUUAAAGAAAAUAGUCUCACCUUCCAGUAUGUCCAGUCUCUACAUUUCAAAACUUAUUUUAGACCAUUGGAAUGUGUAAAAGUAGACAGAGAAGGCAUAUGCAGAUGUGUCUGAGGGCUAUCUGAGAGGGUAAAUUUUGUUAUUGGGGUAAAUAUUUUCUAGAAAGCCGAGCCAAAAGCCAGCUCAUGGAAAAUCUUUGUGAGACGGUCUGGAAUGUGCCUGCUUAGAAUAGCAAAGCGGGUGAUAAACACAUUGACCAUUUCUACACAGGGAGACAGAGGAUAUCAGCUUCUCCUGGGAACAGACUCCAUGAACAGUAUUGCAAGGUCACUUGCACUAUGUACCAUUUCUUGCCCUCUUGACCUUAGAGAUAGAAGAGAUUUUCCUGAUAUUCUUCUUUGAGUAUCUUGGCUUGUCUGUUCUUUUAUCAAACAUGUCCCCAAGAAUAGAAUUUAAGGACUUUCACCACCACAGUAAGCAAAAUUCACCUGUGGUUUUUGAAACUCUGGCCUGUGGAUGGGUCAUGUAGACAGAAGUGAAAUACAACACUUUAAUCCCUUAAGGACCAUUUAAAAAAAUGUUUUAUUACCAUUGUGCUGCCAAUUUAUCACUAACUCAGUUCAAUGAUAAAACCAGCUGAAUUACAGAAAAAAAACUUUCUUCAGUUACUUGUUGCCGCAACUCCAGUACCACAGGGGAUUUGAAUAUGUAACACAACGUGGACACUUACAUGAUUAAAUGUAUCCCAGAUCCUAAUAUUGCUGCUGGAUUAAUCCCAUAUGUAGAAAUCACCAAAGCCAGCCAAACCAUUCUCGCUCAUAAGGAUCUCAGAAUAAUCCACAAGUUAGACCAUGGAAGGUGCAUACUUUAUUGUAAAUAAAAUAGUUAACAACAUUCCAUAAAUAUAUGGGAAGACCUCAUAGGUAACAGGCACUCCAAAAUCUUUAAACACAUGUCAAUUAAUUCAGAGUCCAGUGUUUGCAAAAUACAAAAAAAUGCAAUAAAAGGAAAUACCUGCACCUGCCAAAGGGGGUGGGGGGUCAUGGGACAAAAAUAUGAAAAAACUUACAGUAACUCUGGACUUGUUUUGCGCUUUUCUUGACGCUUUAUCAACAUUAUUCAGCCGUGAUUUAAAUGACCAUUUUAGGAAUUAAACCCUUUUUUGUAUCAGUAAUGUCCCCUACACAACUCUUUAUCUACGCAGAUUGAUUAAAAUUAAAAAACAGCAGAUUUCUAAUUGUUGCUACAUACCUCUCCCAUACUAUUUCUGGACCUCACUAAUAUAAUUUCCCUUUCUCUCUACUACCACCUAUUAAUUCCCCUGUAUAUUCAAACGCUAGCCACCAUCCCUUCCUUUAUUUUAAUACUCUUUUCCAUUUGCACUGCCUUCUAACCAAUUUGUUUACGUGGUCAUUUAUUUCAUUUGUGGAUUCCCUUCCAUUUUCCCCUUCAAACUUGCAGGAUUAUGCAAUUGGCAGUUAGCUAUCCUCAUUGGGUACCCCAGGACACAGCUGCAAUUGCCUGAGUGUGUGCUUCUAUGACAGACCUAAGGUCCCAAAAACCUUACUGUGUUGGCUUUCACGUGUGCAAAGUUACAGCUGCCAACUUAUAGGUUUAUAUAUUUUGGGUGACGGUGCUAUGUCUGUUUUAUUUAGGUGUCUAGAUGUGGCUAUGUUGUCAGUAUAAUGAUUUUCAGUUUUUUGCCUGCCUGCAGAACAGCUGAUGUUAGGAGCUCAUAAAGAACUCCGGCUAAACUGGGACCAAGAUUAUGAUGCACUGGUGCUCCCGUUGCUAGAUGAGACUGAGCCGUGUUAUAUCCUCUAUCGCCUUGACAGCCAGAAUGCCCAGGGAUAUGAAUGGCUUUUCUUGUCAUGGUCACCUGAUAACUCCCCGGUAAGAUGAAUUGUUCCAUUUCUAUAACAUUAAAAUGAUCCCCUAUUUUUGAAUAAUGCCCAAAACCACAGCACUCUUGCACUGUAAUAGUGAUGGCUAAAACUGAUAUGACUGAUGUUUCAGAAUUCUAGUUUCAGAAUUUCUGGUUUUUGCUGAUUGAGCAUUGUGAAACACCACCGCACUAUACAAAACACUUUUAUAUUUGCCAAAGACUGUGGCCCAUAUUUAUUAUUAUAUUUUAUUUCUGAAGUGCCACCACAUUCCACAGUACUGUUUAUGGCUACAAAUAGUACAAGUAGACAUACAAAGUUAUAGUACACCUGAGACAAUAUAACAUUUAACAAAUGAAUACAGGAAAAGUUGAAAGCGUUAUUCCUGUGGAUACUUUAUAUGGUACGAGGGGUGAGUAACACGAGGUGGGCCUGCAAAGGUGAGGAAGAUGUUAAUACAGAGUAAGAUGAGGGCAUUUAUUGGUUAAGUGGGAAUGCAUUACUUGCUGGGUUGAGUGGUAGGCUUCCCUGAACAAGAAUGUCUUUAGUGAGUGCUUAAAGGAUGGCAAGCUAGGGGAAUAUCCAACAGAGCAGGGAAGUGCGUCCCAGGGGUUUGCUGCCGCACACGAAAAAAUCCUGCAGUCUAACAUGGGGAGAGGUUAUAAUCAAAGAUACAAGUUGGAGGUCAUUGUUUGAUCUCAGGGGACGAUGGGCUGGAGUAUAUUUGGGAUUAGUGAAGACUUAUGUGGGGAGCAGUAUUAGUAGGGGAAUUUUAGUGAGGACAACUAGUGGAUAGCAACGUUAGAAAGGGCUUUAUGUCAGUGUGAGAAUUUUGAAAUUGGUCCAGCUGUGCAUGGGAAGCUAGUGAAACGUUUUACAGAGAGGUGCAGCAGGUAUGGAACAAUGGGUAAAGUGAAUGAGCCUGGCAAAAGCAUUCAGGCUAGACUGAAGAAGGGGGAAGCGGCAUUGAAGAAGGCCAGUUAGUAGGUUAUUUCAGUAGUCAUGACAAUACAUUCAAAGGGAUUGGAUGAGUUGCUUAGUGGUGUCGGCGCUCAGAAAGAGACUCAUUUUGGCUAUAUUGCGUAGAUGGUUAAGAAUUUUUUUUGUGAACCCAAGAGAGAGCAGUGUGGCAGAGGCCAAAAUAAAAGUCUGUAGGAGGAGAGGGAAAUCAACUGUGUCGAAGGCAGCUGAGAGGUCAAGUAACAUGAGAAUAGAUUAGUGGCCAGUGUUUUUAGCAGAAAGAAGGUUUGUAACCUUGGUGAGGGCAGUUUCAGUUGCGUGUUGGGGACAGAAGCCAGAUUACAGAGGAUCAAGCAGGGAGUUGGAGGUCAGGAAGUGAGUUUAGUAGUUGUCAACUAGUUUUUCCAGGAAUUUAAAUGUUAAUGCAAGCAAUUUUCAGAAAUAUUACCUGUGCCGCGCGCUACAACAGAAAGGCAGCGGGAGAUUAGAGAGGUCAAUGCGUGGCUGAAGUCUUGGUGCAGGAAAGAGGGUUUGGGGUUUUUAGAGCACUGGGAUGAUUUUGCGCUUGGGUACAAUCUGUAUAGUCGUGAUGGAUUGCACCUAAAUGGAAGAGGGUCUGCUGUGCUGGGGGAUACGAUGGCUAGAAAGUUGGAGGAGAUUUUAAACUGGUAGUAGUGGGGAGGGUCAUAGCAAUCUAGAAAAUGGAGAUAGGAUAUGUGCUUUAUCUCCGUAUAAGGGGGGUGGAGAUGGCGGGACGGGAAAGCUCAAAACAGAGGAGGUAUGUAAUAUUGAUGAAAAUUCACAAAAAGUACAAAUGACUCAUGAUCAUAUUAAAUGUAUGUUUACUAAUGCAAGGAGCCUAUAUUACAAAAUGGGGGAACUAGAGACAAUAGCAUACACUACUAAACAGUAUGAUAUAAUAGGCAUAACCGAAACAUGAUGGAUUGAGACACAUGACUGGGCAGUUAAAGGACCACUAUAGGCACCUAGACCACUUCAACGGUCUGGGUGCCAGGACCCUCCAGCUUUAACCCUGCAGCUGAAAACAUGGCAGUUUCAGAGAAACUGCUAUGUUUACACUGAGGGUUAAUCCAGCUUCUAGUGGCUGUCUUAACAGCCACUAGAGGCCGCUUCCGCGAUUCUCACUGUGAAAAUCACAGUGAGAAGACGCUGGAUGUCCAUAGGAAAGCAUUGAGUAAUGCUCUCCUAUGGGCUGGUUGAAUGCGCGCGCGGCUCUUGCCAUGCAUGCACAUUUGACGAUGACGUCAGCAGGAGGAGGGGAGUUCCCCAGCGCUGGGGAGCCUGGCGCUGGAGAAAGGUAGUGGCUGAGUGGAGGGGGGCCAUGAGGGUGAGGGGUCCUAAUGACCCUAUAGUGCCAGGAAAAUUAGUUUGUUUUCCUGGCACUAUAGUGGUCCUUUAACUUAAAUGGAUACACGUUAUUUAGGAAGGAUAGAAAAAACAAGAAGGGUGGUGGGGUAUGUUUGUAUGUUAACCAUGAGUUAAAGUCAAAUCUUAGGCAUGUGGAGUGUGACGAGGAAAAUGUGCAAGCUUUAUGGGUAGAUAUCUGCUUGGAGCAAACAAAGGGAAAUAAAUUAUUUGUUGGAAUAUGUUAUAAACCACCUAAUGUUAAUAUUAUUAUUAAUAAUAUGAGGAAGAACAGCUGUUAGAGCAAAUUGGGUAAGCUGCAAAUUGGGGUAACACUUUAAUUAUUGGAGAUUUUAAUUACCUGGACAUAAAUUGGGAUAGAGUGACUAGUAUUUCAGCAAGGGUAAUCAGGUUUUUGAAUGUGUUAAAUGACAUCUUCAUGUCACAACUGGUACAAACGCCAACUAGAAAGGAUGCUUGUCUGGAUCUCAUUAUAACCAGCAAUGUUGAUCUUUUGACCAACAUUCAAGUCGGGGAGCAUUUGGGAAAUAGUGAUCACAAUAUGGUAAUUUUUAAAAUAAACUCAAAAAAGCGAAAAGCACAUGGGGUAUACUAAAACGUAUAAUUUUAAAACCGCAAAAUUCAAUAAGAUAAGGGCAGCUUUACAACAUAUCGACUGGCAUAAACUCCUUGAUGAAAAAAACACUGAGGGUAAAUGGAAACUAUUCAAACAAAUAUUAGAAAAGUACAUUUUUUACUAUGUACCAUUGGGUAAUAAAUAUAUAAAAAAAAAAACAAAUUGAAACAAAUGUGGCUUAGUAAAGAAAUAAAACAACAUCGGAUGAGCAGAUGAAAAGACCCGUACUGCCGGCGGCUAGCUCCGGUGAUGACGCUGAUAAAGAAGACCCUGCAGAACCCACUCAACCUGGCGGACAUUUGCAAAAAGAUGCUAGACCCUUUUUAUGUUUAAAGCACAUCUUGCAGUUCCUCACCUUACUGUUGGGACGUCUCAUCUUCCCACAUAUCAUUGGCGUGUCUAACGAUAUUAUUACUCAAGCGAUGAUAUGUUAUCAGCCAUACAAAUAGUACACGUUUAUUGUUAGUCUCUCUAAUAACUAAUCAUACUGUUCUCUCACGGUGUAAACUCUGCUAUGAAUAAUCGCUAUAAAUAGCUUAAUAAUCUACAUGUAGAUUCUCUUGAGCAACUACCAGUACACCUAGCAUAACCUGCAAUAGGAACACCUCACUCUAUAGCACUAAACUUAUAUUUCUCUGCUAUGUUUAAUCUUGUACUUUACCUUCUAUAUGCAGCAACACAGAACAACACUUAGAUAAGCAAUGUUAUUAUAUAUAAAAUUGUGCAGUAUCCACUAAUGCCUAACUACUGUCAAGCUAUGUUGAAAAAUGCUUACUCUAGCUGUUGUGGCAUUGUAAGCCAGUUGUGAAUUAUGUAUGCACAAAUAAAAUAAAGAAUUUAAAAAAAAAAAAAGAAAUAAAACAAGAGAUUGAAAAUAAGAAUAGGGCAUUUAAAGCAUUUAAAUCGGACAAAUCAGAGGCAUCCUAUAUAAGAUAUAAGGAAGCAAAUAAUGCUUGCAAAAAGGCAAUUAAAGUGGCUAAACUAGAAAUUGAUAGCCAAAGAAUGCAAAACCAACCCCAAACAUUUUUUAUUUUUUUUUAAAGACUUCAAUUCUAAAAAAAAAAAUGAAAAAUGAAAGUGUAGGUACACUGUAAACAGAGAUCAGUCUGUUAGCUAAUGAAGACAAGGAAAAGGCAGAAAUUUUAAAUAACUAUUUUUUCUUCAGUAUAUAUUAAUGAGGAUCCUAUGGCAAGAGAUAUGCAAAUGAUUGCUGCAAAAAACUGGCAGAUAACUUGUGAUUGGAUGAUUCGAAACAAGGUUUCUACAGCAGUUAAAGAAAAUUCAUAUAGAUAAAGCUCUGAGGUCUGAUGGUAUUCACCCACGAGUACUUAAGGAGCUAAGUGGGGAAAUAAGUGAACCUCUGUAUUUAAUUUUUCAAGAUUCUUUUGUUUCAGGUAUUGUACCAGAGGAUUGGAGGAAGGCAGAUGUCGUUCCUAUAUUUAAAAAGGGUUCAAAAUCCUUGCCUGGAAAUUAUAGACCUGUGAGCUUAAACUUCUGUGACUGGGAAAAUAGUUGAAGGGCUAUUAAGGGAUAAUAUUCAGGAAUUCAUUGGGAAGAACUUUGUUAGCAAUAAUCAGCAUGGUUUUAUGAAACAUAGGUCAUGUCAAACUAACCUAAUUGCAUUCUACAAAGAAGUAAGUAGAAGUAUAGAUCAGGGUGUUGCAGUGGAUGUGAUCUACUUGGAUUUUGCCAUUGCUUUUGAUACGGUUCCUCACAUUAGGUUAGUCUUCCAACUAAAAGAAAUUGGUCUAGAUGAUAAUUCUUGUUCUUGGGUAGAACAUUGGCUUAAGGAUACCUGUUCUAAAGAAUAUCAUGGCACUAUAAAAGUGCAGAGACGCGUUACAAAAUUGAUAAAAGGAAUGGAGCAUUUUAGUUAAGAAGAAAGGUUAAAAUGUUUUAAUUUCUUUAGUUUGGAAAAAUGGCGCCUCAGAGGGGAUAUGAUAACAUUAUACAAAUAUAUUCGGGGCCAGUACAAACCAUUACCUGGAAAUCUAUUCAUAAACAGGGCUAUACAUAGGACACAAGGUCACGCAUUUAGGCUGGAAGAAAGGAGAUUUCAUCUAAGGCAAAGAAAAUGUUUUUUUAACAGAGCAAUAAGGAUAUGGAAUUCUCUGUCUGAAAAGGUGGUUUUGUCAAAGUCAAUACAGAUGUUUAGACUGCAAUUGGAUAAAUACUUGCAAUAACAUACAGGGAUAUAAUUUCUAAUUAGUGGGGUAAUAGCUGCUUGAUCCAAGGAAACAUCUGACUGCUAUUUUGGUGUCAAGAAGGAAUUUAUUCCUAGUUUGUUGCAAAAUUGGAAGCGCUUCAGACUAGGUUUUUUGCCUUCUUUUGGAUCAACAGCAAAAACAUAUGUGAGGGAGGCUGAACUUGAGGGACGCAAGUCUCUUUUCAGCUAUGUAACUAUGUAAGCAGUAAUAUAUGGGGUAGUUUGUAGGAGAAUUAGGGUCAAAGGAGGGUUCCUUGAUCAUGGGAGUGACAUUUGCAUGUUUGAAAGAGGGUGGGACCAAACCAGUAGAAUGGGAUAGGUUGAAGAUGUGUGGGUGAAAGACAGAGAAGGCAUUAGAUGUUGAGGGAUAGGGUCAAGCAGACUUCUUUCUUGAAGCACAAAGUAAAGAACAAACUACAUCCUCUCUGGCUGGGGGGAAGAAGCAGAGAGUUGCAGUGGGGAUGAUUGGAGGUGGAACAUUGCAAGCUAGUGUUGUUUCUGAUAGUGUUUUUUUUUUUUUCUCUUAAUGCUCUGCAAGGUCUUGAGCAAUUAUGUUUGAUAUGAGAUACAGUCAGGUUUUCUUGAGUUAAAUGUUUUUAGAUGUGUUCAUUUAGCCUUCCAACUUUUCAGUGGUGCGCAAUUGCAUAAGUCCUUUAGCAUGCUCCAUUGUGCCUUUUAACCUUGGUAGUGACUGCUACACUAUGAAUUCAGCAAUUUUUGAAACAUAAUCUUCUCUGGCUAAAUCAGUACUUUUAUUCAAGUGCUUGUUUGGUUUGUAUCUUUCUCAGUUUAUCUUCCCUUUUAGAAAAGUUUAGAUUUAUUUUUGUCUGCAAAAUGCGGACAAAGUAGAAUGAGGAUUGGAAGUGAGCCCACAAGCUUCAUAGAAACAGGCUUUAUUCACUAAAUUGAGAAGUGACAAUGGAGCCUGCAAAAUUUAGAGUAGAAUAUGUGAGCUUAAAGUGAAAAAAUUACCUUACCUGAAAUUGCUUCCAUAUACAUUGAAUACACCAUACAGUGAGGGAAAAAAAGUAUUUGCUCCCCUGCUGAUUUUGAACGCUUGCCCACUGACAAAGAAAUGAUCAGUCUAUAUUUUUAAUGGUAGGUGUAUUUUAACAGUGAGAGACAGAAAAACAAAAAACAGAAAAACGCAUGUCAAAAAAGUUAUGAAUUGAUAUGCAUGUCAAUGAGUGAAAUCAUUUUUUGACCCCUUCGACUUAGUACUUGGUGGCAAAACCCUUGUUGGCAAUCACAGAGGUCAGACAUUUAUUGUAGUUGGCCACCAGCUUUGCACACAUCUCAGGAGGGAUUUUGUCCAACUCUUUUUUGGAGAUCCUCUCCAAGUCAUUAAGCUUUUGAGGCUUACAUGUGGCAACUCGAACCUUCAGCUCCCUCCAGAGAUUAUCUAAGGGAUUAAGGUCUGGAGAAUGGCUAGGCCACUCCAGGACCUUAAUGUGCUUCUUCUUGAGCCACUCCUUUGUUGCCUUGGCUGUGUGUUUUGGGACAUUGUCAUGCUGGAAUACCCAUCCACGACCCAUUUUCAAUGCCCUAGCUGAGGAGAAAGAGAUUCUCACCCAAGAUUUGACGUUACAUAGCCCCGUCCAUCGUCCCUUUGAUGCGGUGCAGUUGUCAGGUGCCCUUAGCAGAAAACCGCCCCUAAUGCAUAAUGUUUCCACCUCUAUGUUUGACGGUAAGGAUGAUUUUCUUGGGGUCAUAGGAAGCAUUUCUCCUCCAAACAAGGCGAGUUGAGUUGAUGCCAAAGAGCUCGAUUUCGGUCUCAUUAGAUCACAACACUUUCACCCAGUUCUCCUCUGAAUCAUUGGCAAACUUCAGACGGGCCUGUUCAUGUGCUUUCUUGAUUAGGGGGACCUUGCGGGCGCUGCAGGAUUUUAGUCCUUCACAGCGUAGUGUGUUACCAGUUUUUUUUUUUUCUUGGUGACUAUGGUCCCUGGUACCUUGAGAUCAUUAACAAGAUCCUCCUGUGUAGUUCUGGGCUCAUUUCUCACCGUUCUCAUGAUCAUUGAAACUACACGAGGUGAGAUCUUGCAUGGAGCACCAGACCGAGGGAGACUGACAGUUAUUUUGUGUUUCUUCCAUUUGCGAAUAAUCUCACCAACUGUUGUCACCUUCUCACGAGCUGCUUGGCGAUGGUCUUGUAGCCCAUUCCAGCCUUGUGUAGGUCUACAAUCUUGUCCCUGACAUCCUUGGAAAGCUCUUGGUCUGGGCCAUAGUUGAGAGUUUUGCAAUCUAAUUGAUUGAUUGCUUCUGUGAACAGGUGUCUUUUAUACAGGUAACGAGCUGAGAUUAGGAGCACUCCCUUUAAGAGAGUGCUCCUAAUUUCAUCUUGUUGCCUGUCUAGAGGCACCUGGGAGCCAGAAAUCUUGCUAAUUGGUUGGGGAUGAAAUAUUUAUUUUACUUAUUGACAUGCAAAUCAAUUUAUAACUUUUUUGACAAGCAUUUUUCGGGAUUUUGUUGUUAUUCUGUCUCUCACUGUUAAAAUACACCUACCAUUAAAAUUAUCUAUGUGGGGGGUUAAAGGUGUUUAAAAAAACAAAACACUUCUUACCUUUAAUGAAAAAUGGUAACGUGCGGCAACACUUCACACAGCUUGCUCGCGGGAGGACAGGGGAGCUGCUUCACAUACCCCUCCCGACACGGAAGCAGAGUAGGCGCCUGCCGUUUCGGGCAGACAGGUGCCUACUCUGCAUUGAUGGCGAACCUAAGGCUGCGUGCCGACAGAGAGGUUUGCCAUCACUGACCUAGGCUGACAAAAAGACUUGCAUCCAUCAAGUUCAGCCUUUCUCAUGUCUGUUUUUUCUGUUGAUUCAAUACAUUGGAGGGGUUUAUGAUGAAGCAAACCUGCCAUGACUGUUUCAUUUUAAAGGGACACUAUAGUCACCAGAACAACUACAGCUUAUUGUAUUCUUCUAGUUAGUAUAAUGAUUCCCUUGAGGCUUUUUUUCCUAUGGAAAAUCAUUGUGAUUGGCUGAGAGAAUCACUUCUGAUGAUGUCAGCCAAGCAGGCAGGUCAGAGGCAGGGCCAGCAGCAGACGACUGAACUAAAGGUUAGAUUUUACUAUAUUUAGGGAGGGCCAGGGGAUGCUAGAUGGUGUUUGUAAACACUAUAGGGUCAGGAAUACAUGUUUGUGACCCUAUAUGGUUCCUUUAAGUUCUAAUUAGCCGGAAACAAUUAAAGCAAAAGAUGACGUGAAUAUUUUAUUUGUGGUGGUAUGGUCUAAUAAAUACCGGUAGGUGUGAAGUACUAUCAAAGGGGUUUCUUCAUUAGUGCAACAAAAACCUCUUUGUCAUCAAAUCUUUACCCUGUGACAGGAAUUAAAAUGAUUAUUUAUAAAACCACAUGUGCCACAGCUCUGCUCCGUGGAUAAAUAAAUCUACAUAAAAUUUAUGGCCACAGACAUAACUGAGAACAAUCUCUGCGGCAUGUUGUUGGACUCAUUCAUUAGUAAAGGUUAGCUGUUGUAAAGGGAGAGUGUGUCCUUUGCCCAACGUGUAUAAAAUAUUUUUAGCUCGGACCACAAUUAAUAUGUAUCCACAGGAUGAGGGUUUUGUGUUACUACUUGCAGAAUAUAAUGUUUUGUGCUUUCUGACAGGUGCGAUUGAAGAUGUUGUAUGCAGCUACACGAGCAACUGUGAAAAAAGAGUUUGGGGGCGGGCACAUUAAGGAUGAAAUCUUUGGAACGCUGAAGGUAUGUCAUUGAGUUUACUGUAUUUGUUUGAUUAGAAAAGAACAGUAAACUGCUUGAACAAUCAUGCAACCUAUACCUCAUUCGUGCCAAUUAUUUAAUUUAAAGGUAUAUUAAGCAAUGAGACAAACUCAUCCUAAGGACUUAUUCAAUAAACAGUGAAUUGUGGUGAUAUUUUAAAAAAUAAAAUGGAAAAAGUGAGACUCACAGACCUAGCUGUGAUUUAAAGGGACACUAUAGUCAACAGAACAACUACAGCUUAUUGAGUUUGUUGUGGUAAGUAGAAUCAUUCCCUUCAGGCUUUUUUUUGCUGUAAACACUGUCUUUUCAGAGAAAAUGCAGUGUUUACAUUACAGCCUAGGGAUACCUCCACUGGCCACUCUUCAGCACUCUUCAGGUGGCUGCUAGAGGUGCUUCCUGCGGCAGUGCCGCACUGCCAUUUAGUGUCUCCACUCUCUGCAUGGAGACACUAAACUUUCCUCAUGCAUUGAUUCAGUACAUCUUUAUGAGGAGAUGCUUAUUUUUCAGGGCUCUGUUUAGAUUGUGAUGCCUCCUUGACAAUAUCACUCAAUCCAAUGCUUUUGUAUACGAAUGCAUUGUAAUUGGCUAAGAUCACCACUUUUGAUGAUGUCCGCCAAGAACGAAGAUCAUGGGCAGAGCUUGCAGCAGCAGACUGGAAUAAAGUUAAGAUUUUACCAUAUUUAGAGGAGCAGGAGUGGCAGAGGGGGUUAGAUAGUUGUUUGUGUUCCUGACCCUAUAGUGUUCCUUUAAUGAAUAAACGGAAUACUACUAAGAGUUUGGGGAAAAGGUGAGUAUAGGUGAAUACCAGAAAACAUUUUUCCCAUCCUUUCAAUUUAUGCUCUUCCCUCACUUCUUUUCCUUCUCUUCCUUCCCAUUUUUCAUUUUCUAUUCCCUCCCCAUUUAAAAAUAGGUCUUUCCCCACCUGUCAAUUCUUUGGAAUAGACAAUUGUGCUGAAUAAUUCUGUUCCUUGGGGGGCGGAGCUUACCAGCCGAGCAAGCCGGACGCUCAUGGUGGGAGCUCCCGCAUCGGAAGCCCUGAUUCAGGGCUUUACGCCUGACCACCGGAUCGUGCCGGCAGCGGACAACCACCCUCACAUCCAGAAGAGAAGGCUGAGUCCGGAGACACCCGAUUCAGGGCUCUCCGCCGCGGGAAAGCCCUCAUCACAACUCGCGGCCUGCACAGGUGGGAGCCGUGGAGAGACGGCCGCUCUCCCGGUUCUCAGGCUGAAGAGGGGACACUCACACACCACUUCCCCCCCCCCCUUUGGACCGGUGGGGGAUAUCCCGGUCCCCACCAAUACGAGCAACAUCAAGUCAGGACAGCAUAGCAGACGCCACUGUACUUCCAAGCAGAAUGGAAGCAGAGGCGCCCAAGAUGGCGGAGGAGCUCAGCCUCACUUCACGUGGCAUGCUGCAGCCACAACACAGCAAAGACAAGCAAACAACAAAAGGGAGAAAGAGGGCGAACCAUGGCACAAGCAACACCCUUGCCACUCCACCCAAACACACCCAGGAGUUCUUUGACCGACUCUGCUCCAGUUUAUGGUCACAACUCCGGCAUAAGGUUCGGCCCUUUAAAGAAGCAGUCCAAGUAAUAGCAUUAUGGGUCCGACCAGCUACCAGGCGGCAACUUUCUAUGUACCCACAGCGAGCCCCCAGGGCGGCCUCCAGAAGGGGACGAAGGCAGAGAGCAAAGCAACGAGUGGCGAUGGAUUGCCCCUCGGGCGCCAGCACUCUUCCUCUCAAGCGACCACAAGCGACGGAGGAGGCCCCCGAACAAACGCCUGCACAGCCCCAGCAAAGCCUCACCUCACACAGACAAGAUGGCAACCGAGCUCAAGCGAUGGCUCACAACCGGAAUGGCACAGCCGCUGCACAGGAGAUAACCCCUACACAGAAACCCUCGAACAGCUCACAGACCUACACUGAAAGCCUGCCGACCUCUGGUAUCGGGUAAAUGGGGACACUAGCAACAAAAUGGCAGUCUGAUAUGCCACUGUGUUCGGUCAAAUGACUAACUAGCACCCCUAGUACGGUUCAUGCCAACCUACCAAUAUUGCGCACACAGGAACACCCAAAUCGGCUUUGUAGUCACUGUUAUUGAACCUUGUUUAUUGCAUAUUUUAAAUGUGUACAAUUGAAAAAGUUUGCAUUGUGAUGCGUUAGGUGAUAUAAGUUCUCUAUCCUUCUGCUUACUCUAACUAAAAUGUCUGAGCUUACAGGUAUGUCUGUCGCUCUGCUGCUCUCUGGUGGAUAAACUUAAUUAAGCUUAUAGAAAUCAGUUAUUAAUAACGACCUUAACUCGUGUCUUAACGACAAAAAGCAACUAACUAUUUUGUUUUUCACAACGUUUGCCCAGCAUGAAUGCCGACUUAGAUAUGUUUAGCGACAGUUAUCUUGAUGCAUUUUACUUAAUCUCACGCUGACGACGCAACUGUUUAACCAAACUUGUUAAAAUUUUAAAAAUGUGCAGACUCUCAUGCCACUGUUAUACCAAUGUAUGUUUUCCAAUACGCUGUUGUGGCGUCUGUUGAUUCCUUGUACCUACCUGCACAGCAAAAAUAAAGAAUUUAAAAAAAAAAUAAAAAAAAAUAAUUCUGUUCCUUGAAGAGAAUGUGAGACCUCCUACAUGCAGAAUUGUUAUCAAAUGUAUAGAUUGGAAGAAAAUACUCCCUCCCCCCCUUUUUUCUUUCAACAGGAAGACAUUGCUCUUAGUGGAUACCAGAAGCACGUCUCCUCUUGUGCAGCACCAGCUCCACUCACGGCAGCAGAGCGGGAAUUACAGCAAAUUAAAAUAAAUGAGGUGAGUGGCAAGUUAAACAUGGAUUGCUUACAGGUAACUCCAUAAAACUGGCAAAUAUAAGGGAUUUAAUUUCAUUUGUUAGCUCUUUGUAGAUAGUAAUAAUAAUUCAACUAUUUUGCUUCUGCUCAUUUUCACCCAGUGAAAGAUAAUUGGCUUAUUCCUUACUUUUAACAUGAUUUGUGUUGUCAAUUCUUGUUAUUCUAGUUCAAUUCUCUCUCUGAUGCAAUGUAUGGCUCAAAAAAAAAAAAAAUCAUCAUUUUGUUUUGAUGAACUCUUGUGUUUUUCUCUCCUAGGUAAAAACAGAGAUUAGUGUGGAGAGCAAACAACAAACUCUACAAGGACUUUCCUUCCCUCUGAGACCAGAGGCGGAAGAGGCCAUCUUGCUUCUAAAGCAGAAAAAAAUCAAUUAUAUACAGCUGGUAAUGAAGCUUCACUAUCUCCAUCCACUUAGAUUGCUAACUUAGAAUCUCCUUCUGACUUUGCAGACAAUCUUCAGUUUUUACCACCACAUUGGGACUACCUUCUUUCGAGUCUUACCUUCCCAUUAAUCAUGUUCUCGUUUUCAUAUUGUUAUUUGCUACUGUCCUUGCCCUGUUUCUUUUUCACUAUUCCUGCCUCAAUGCCACUUCAGAGGCUUUAUAUUCCGUUACCUCGUCCCAUCUAUGUCUCAUUCAACAUUAUUCUUUUCAGUGAGACUGCACACAGCAACUUCUUUUUCUAUGUUUAUCGUAUUGUUAUCAUUCUUGUAGAGACUGGAUUUAGAGAAGGAGACCAUUGAUUUGGUGCACACAAAGCAUACGGAGAUCAGAGACCUUCCAUCUAGAAUCCCACAAGAUACAGCUCGUUAUCACUUCUUCCUCUACAAACACUCCCAUGAAGGUGACCACUUGGAAUCUGUGGGUAAGUCCAUGACUCUGUGGUAUUGUUAGAUAUAUUCUAAAAUCUGCCUUUUAGUCUGUAAGGACUUCUUGUAUGAAGGGAUCUUUGGCUCUAUUAUCAGGACACCUCUCUGUCUUCCUGCAGUGUUUAUUUACUCCAUGCCGGGAUAUAAAUGCAGCAUCAAAGAGAGAAUGCUUUACUCUAGCUGCAAGAACAGACUUCUGGAAUCUGUAGAGCAGGCUUUCCAACUGGACAUUGCAAAGAAGGUAAACCUUUCCAUACUUUUCAUCUUGCAAGGUGAUUCUAUAAGACACAGUGACAUGCAACAAGAUCUGGAAUGUCAUCAAGCAAUUUUAAAAUACAUGCUUCUCUUAUAGAAGCAUUAGUUAAAAAAAAAAAAAAAAGAAUACUGUGCAUUUGAAAUUGCACACUGUGAAGUCACUAGUGGCCUUUCUCAUGAAAUCAGAAAAACAAACUGUAAUUAGGUCCUUUUCUGUUGUUAAAACUUAGCAACAAAUAAAAGGUAUAUUCUUCAGUACCUGUGAGAGGAUUUUGCAGACUGAGGACCUCUCUAGACACAAGUUAAUGUCUGUGCACUCUAUUGCUGUUGGUGUAAAUCAGUAGAGGUGUGAAUAGCACAAUUGCAUUAAAGGUGUCACUUUUACACCAUUCAGGCCAAAAUCUAAAAUCAUCUUUUCCCUUUGUUAAAGAAAUACACUUUAGUGUAACUUUAACAAUGUGUGGGGCCUGUUUACAUCGGAGUAGUUACAGGUUUAAUCCAUCCAAACUACAAGAUAAAAGUAUAUUGCUUUCUGCAACACAGCUGACCAAGAUGGAGGUACAAUGUGUUGUGUUGGCAUGACAGACUACCUUUAAAGCACUUCUGUUAAAACACAAUGGGAUGACAUCCACAGUGAUUGUUGCCAAGAGGUCAGACAAGGGAUUGGAAAAUGUAAUCUGGUUUUUGUUCAUUUUAACGUAGAGUUACUUUAUUUUCCUUUAUGCUAUGUAUAUUUUAAUCUUGUGAAUUGGGGACAUUAUAGCAGAAAUUAUAAUCACAAUGGUUUUAUGGUGCUGUAGUAGCGAACCUAGGACUUGCAGGUCCCAUAACCGUAUUUGAAUAUAACAAAGGAGCAUCAAUAUGCAGUAAACAUUUAGUCAGAGAACACAUGAAGUGGUACAUCGUAUCAACGUGUGGGUCAUGUGGUCUAGCUUGGUAAUCUGGUUUUUGAAUCCAUAUCCAACAUUCCAUAUUAAGCACCAGUCUAGGAUAGAACACAGCCAUAUGUGAACACCCAGAUCUGUUAGGCAGGCUGGUAUGUAGAACCAAUGAUAUUGCUGAUGAGCUUAGUUAUAUCAUUAUUGGCUCUUUAUCGUUGCAAGAAAAACAAAAUUAAAUAUUGUUGGGCAAUGGUCACCUUACAUAAUUAUUGUUCAUUAGGUAGUAGUCUAUGGAGUCAUCAGUCCUGUGUCUGUUUUAAGUAGCUUGGCAAAAAAAUGUAAUUUUACAUGUCCACAUUAGCAAAAAAAAAAGAUGUCAAUUGUAUCUAUAUUCAAAUGACAAUGACAUGCUGUUCUUCUAUAGUCUUGUUCUUGAAACACCAGUACAGCAUCAAAAUCCCUCUGUACAACUGCUGUCAUUUUUUUUUUUCCUUUCAGGUUGAAAUUGAAGAUGGCGCUGAACUAACCCCCGAGUUCCUCUAUGACGAAGUUCACCCCAAGCAACAUGCCUUCAAACAGGCGUUUGCCAAACCAAAAGGACCUGCAGGGAAACGAGGCCAAAAACGCCUUAUAAAGGGGCCUGGUGAAAACGGCGAGGACAAUUAAAUGUAGGACUCACAUGUUCCUUGUGGAACUGCCAAGUCAUGCCAGAAUCGUCUUCUACAAUGUGCAAGGGCCGCUGUGGUUCAUUUUGCUUUUCUGCCAUCAUACAAGAUGAGUUGGUGUGUGGGACGCCAGGGCAAUGCCUGCUUCCUUCUUAUUCCUUUUGUUUUCUUAAGUUGUAGCUUUCUUUUUCCCCUCCCAUUUCUCCUUGAUAACUAGCAUUCUCUUUUCCUGCAUCAAACCCAGAUUCUUGAUAUACUUGAACACAAAAGAUCCCUCUGUACAUACAUUUCAUUGGCAUGUUACUAUACACAUUUCACACGCAGCCUGUGUGAUCUCUUUAAUAUAGAACAAUAGUUGUCAAACCUGCAUAAACAAUGGUUGGUUCAUCAAUCCUGAGAGGAGCAACUGUUACAAUUACGCGAUAUGCCCAGAACAUUAAAUUUAACCCCCAUCAGAAACAUUGACUUAUAAUGCUGCCUGGAUAAUAUAUUUAGUGGUUCAUUGGAGUUUGAGGAAAGCCGACAUCAUGCAGUAUUUUAGUCGGUGAUUGAGUUUUGCACAAUAUAAAGGAUUAAUAGAAAUAUUCCUUCCAGGAUGGUCAGUGGUGCCUUGCAAAGAUUGUAGCUUAUUGUAGCUUCCACCAGUGGCAGGAGAAGGGUUAAUGAAAUGCUAUUAUUUUUUUAUUAUUAUUAAUUGGUGUAAUCCCAAGCUUAUAUAACAUGGGACAUUAUAAGGACUGAAUAUGAUGUUUGGGGUUAUCCACUAAAUCGGGACUUGUGAAGAAUUAGGGAAAUUGCAAUGGGAAUUUUACCCCAAAAUAGCCAAGUCGUAGAGCUUUUCCAGUUUUAUUAUUUUUGGCCUGAAAUGUGCUGUUUUCUUGCUAAUUCUCCACAAUUCCCAGUUUCUUGUUUCUCCCCUGGAAUGUUUGCUGCUGGAUUUCUUUAAUUGCUAUUAAUGUUAUCCUGGACGCUUAUGUUUGUUCCUGGUGGUGGUGUACAUUCCAAACUCCGUUUAUGGAAGAUCAGAGUCUGCCUAGGAAACCAUGUUCAGCACAUUUAUCUCCUCCUCUGCUCCUAAUUUUCUAAGAAAAAAAAAAAAAAAAGAAAAGAAUAAUAAUAAAAGUGAUUUACUUUUUUUUUUCUAGAAUAUAGUGGCUUUUCUUUAAUAAACAGGACCAUGAACGGCAAAGGAAUGACCACAUAUUUAUGCAUUAUAAUAACACUGUAUGGUGAGAUGAUAAGCUUAAAUACAUAUAACUUAGGUGCUAAUACUCCACAGCACUCCCUCAAAUACCCAAGCAAAAUGCAAUGUGAUAAAAAGGAGAUUGCACACUAGAUUGCUCCUAAGAGAUACACAUAAAUGUUUUAUUAAACCACACAAGGUAUAACAAACACAAAGCAAAACAUCUUAAAUUAAAGUGACAAC